GUCACAGCUAGCAAGGAGCUGCAAGAAGAGAUGACGAGGCUGACAACUGCAGCAAAUCGUGCUCAAGAGGCAGAGAAGAGCUUGCAUGCAAAGUUGGAGGCCAUUCAGGAAGAACUUGUCAAGGAGAAAGCGCGAGCCGAGGCGGAGGCCUCCAAGUGCGUGGCCGCGCGAGAUGUCCAGGAGGCCAUCAUGCAAGAGAUGAUCUCGGCGAACGUGGAGAAACGAACUGUCCGAGAGAGCUUGGAGGCCCAGCUCCAAGAGCAGAAGAAGCGCGCCAGUGAAUUUGAGGCCAAGUAUCUGCAACUUCAGGCCGAGGAGGAAUCUCGCAACCGAGGUCAAAAGCAGGUCUUGGACCAAGAAAGAAGUUUUGUGGAUCGACUCAUCAGAGACAAGGAGGGCUUGGAACAAAGCACUGGGCGCCUUCAAGAGCAGUUGGCCAAGGCCAACAUGGCUGCGAAUGAGUUGGAGGCGAAGUUCAACCAGGAGAGGUUGAAGUUGGAGGCUGCCAACCAGGAUCGCCUGGAGCUGAUGCAGCGACAGAAGCUGUCUGCGGAAGAAGCUGAGCAUGCCGACAAGGUGUUGCAGCACCAGAUCAAAUCAGCGCAAGAGGCUGAGUUGAGACUGUCCAACCGAGCAGCAGCACUCAAGGCCCUCAUGGAAGGCGAGAGAGCCAAGGUGGAGCAGCUGACCGAAGGCUUUGCGAUGUUGGCCAAACAGGUUGGUAGUGGACAGCCCCAACCGCAGCUGGAGAAUCAGUUGCAGGAGCUGAACAGCCAAAUGCUGGAGAUGCGAGCGAUGCUGAAAUCGAAGGGCGACGAGGGUCCCAAAGACGCAGAGCUGACUCACGCUCUCAAUGAGGUCUCGGCGGCCAACGCUCAGAUUCAGACGGCCGUGGCACGGGAGAAGGAUGCCUUGGAGCG
Cladocopium goreaui is the source of this 920-nucleotide messenger RNA. The record is from the annotation of a GenBank genome assembly. Lineage: Eukaryota; Dinophyceae; Suessiales; Symbiodiniaceae.